This is a messenger RNA of Drosophila suzukii, 518 nucleotides long. RefSeq lists its product as uncharacterized. Lineage: Eukaryota; Metazoa; Arthropoda; Insecta; Diptera; Drosophilidae. The record is from RefSeq and is a predicted model, not a curated record.
AAUUUUAAGAGUCAACAUUUUGAAGUCCGUCUUUAUGGUUUUUGGAUCAAUUUUUCGGUUUUUUCAAAAUUUUUCAGGUCAGUUAAGUAUUCCAUUAUGGGGGACUUUAGCGAUGUUAAACCGGAUUUAAUAAAUCAAGUGAUCGUUCCCCCAAUACCCAAACUGGGGGACUCGCAUCUGUUCUGGAUGUGGCGAAUGCUUAUUAAGACAUACCUGGCUGCUAUAGGACUUUGGUCCCGAGAUUACCCGAAGGAGAGCCCCCACGCAAAAUUUGUACUUUUGAGCACCUUGGAAAUUUGGGCUAUACGAAAGGAGUAUGAUGUCAUGACUUGCAGAGCUAUUUUUGAAGAUCUUGAACGGCGAUAUGCUGCCCCCGCUAGCAGAAACAACUCAAUGGAUAGCAUUAUAUAAGACAAUUAAGAGUUUCUUGGAUAUAUUAUUAGAACCUAUAUAUUUCGGCGACACCAGUUUAUUGUAAUACUACUUACCAAAAUUGUUUUGUAAUAAAUUUGAAAUUC